AUGGAUGAGGAGAAUCUGAGGAAGAGAGAAAAUAAUACAAUGAAAAAUGGGAAUCGACCACCUGACAAGCUGGAGUUGGAGAGCAUGAGAGAAAAUGAACCAAAACAUGUGGCUCUAAAACAACAGGUUGGUUUGAUCAGUGGUGUCAGCCUCAUUGUAGGAACAAUGAUUGGCUCUGGAAUCUUUAUCUCGCCUAAAGCUGUUUUAUCCAAUACUGGAGCAGUGGGACCUUGUUUGAUUGUCUGGUCAGCUUGUGGAGUCCUAGCAACAUUAGGUGCAUUGUGUUAUGCUGACUUGGGAACAAUGAUCACAAAAUCAGGAGGGGAAUAUUCAUAUCUCCUGGAAGCUUUUGGCCCGAUUCCUGCAUUCUUAUAUUCCUGGAUGUGUAUUGUUGUUACGAAACCUUCUUCAUUUGCUAUAAUCUGUCUGAGUUUUGCAGAAUAUGCAGCCACACCCUUCUAUCCUGGCUGUGAGCCCCCACAGAUUGUCAUCAAAUGUCUUGCUGCAGUUGCGAUUAUUUUGAUCACAUUCUUGAACUCAAUUAGCGUCAAACUGGCGAGCUAUGUUCAGAAUUUUUUAACUGCUGCCAAAUUGCUCAUUGUCGCUGUCAUCAUUGUGGCUGGGAUUGUUCUCAUUGCACAAGGAAAUACACAGAACUUUAAAAAUUCCUUUGAUGGAGCUCAAACCUCCUUUGGUUCGAUUAGUCUGGCAUUUUAUAAUGGACUUUGGUCUUAUGAUGGAUGGAAUCAACUCAACUUUGUCACAGAGGAAUUGAAGCAUCCCUACAGAAAUUUACCACUAUCCAUCAUCAUUGGUAUUCCUUUAGUCACUUUUUGUUACAUCCUGGUUAAUGUUGCAUACUUUACCGUGAUGACUCCCACAGAACUUCUGCAGUCUUCUGCGGUUGCUGUGACUUUUGGUGAUCGGGUCCUCACACCAGCUUCUUGGCUAGUUCCACUCUUUGUCGUAUUUUCUACAUUUGGAGCUGCAAAUGGUUCUUGUUUCACAGCCGGCAGACUUACAUUUGUGACAGCCCGUGAGGGUCACAUGGUUAAGAUUUUGUCAUAUAUCAACAUCAGACGUUUAACACCUUCACCGGCUCUACUGUUCAAUGGAUUUCUGGCUAUUAUCUACAUAAUUCCAGCAGAUAUUAACACCCUUAUAAACUACUUUAGCUUUGCUUCCUGGAUUUUUUAUGGACUGACUACAUUAUCACUAAUUGUCAUGAGAUUUACAAGAAAGAAUCUGAAUAGACCAGUAAAGGUCCCAAUCAUUUUCCCAAUUGUGGUGACUCUUGUCUCUAUCUACUUGGUUCUUGCUCCAAUCAUUGGUGCUCCAGAGUUGGCAUAUUUAUAUUGUUCACUAUUUAUUGUUGGAGGAUUAAUAUUUUACUUUCUGUUCAUUUACUUUCACUUCAGCUGGACCCGAAAAGUGAUGAGGCCUAUUACCAAACAUCUGCAGCUGUUCUUGGAAGUGGCACCAGCAGAGACUGAAAUGUAA
This is a messenger RNA of Hemiscyllium ocellatum (epaulette shark), 1500 nucleotides long. It is a transcript of the gene slc7a9, whose product is annotated as solute carrier family 7 member 9. The record is from RefSeq and is a predicted model, not a curated record. Lineage: Eukaryota; Metazoa; Chordata; Chondrichthyes; Orectolobiformes; Hemiscylliidae. The transcript is spliced from 12 exons. The coding region runs from base 1 to 1500 and encodes 499 amino acids. Gene Ontology annotation, molecular function: L-amino acid transmembrane transporter activity. Gene Ontology annotation, cellular component: membrane. Gene Ontology annotation, biological process: amino acid transmembrane transport.